Messenger RNA from Orussus abietinus, 3179 nucleotides. RefSeq lists its product as uncharacterized. The record is from RefSeq and is a predicted model, not a curated record. The transcript has 10 exons. NCBI's taxonomy places the organism in Eukaryota, Metazoa, Arthropoda, Insecta, Hymenoptera, Orussidae. Bases 137 to 2998 code for a protein of 953 amino acids.
GCUGGCAUUGCGGACCCCCUGAAGACGAAGGCAUGAAGUCUGCCAGGCAGAUCGUAACAGGGAACAUGAAUUAGCGGUGCCAGUUCCGCAGAAGUAUAGACAGCGAAAUUGAAAGAGAGAUCCACAUCCGGUCUAGAUGGCCAUAUAUCGACGGAAAUUCCGGUCCGGGAUGAGAUUAUGGCUCAUCGGCUCGACCCUGAUGGUCUUUAUGGUGUUUUUCGAGCUGACCACCGCAGAAGCAGUGACCAAUCAGCUGCAGUUGCACUCCUGCAACUUCAGGGGCUACAAGGUCUACAACACCACCGAUUUGCUGAAAUGCAUGAACGAGUUGGCUUCCAAUGUACUCAAUCAGAGCAAGGCAUCCGGGGAAGUGAAAAGUCGGCACCUUCGAGAUUCCCCAAGAAGCAGAGUGAAUUUUCAGUUUUCUCACGGAAGGACAGGGAGGCCGGAAGUGGAUCCUUUUUCCUAUUAUUACAGCUCUAAGCCGAGCAAUUCGUUCCAUCCGAGUACUCCGAUUGCGGCGUCGCCUCGAUUAGAGUAUUAUCAGCCUGGAACUAGGUAUCCUAAUUUAUUGGGUCCGAAUUCCGCGGAUGGUCCUGGGUCGAUCCUUUACGACGCGUUGACUUCUAUAGCUCGAUAUGAUGACUUCAAAUGUAUUCCAAGAAUUUUGUGCGAAGUGGCCAGUGGAACCAUGCCAGGAAGUGGAAGUUCCCAGCAAAGGGAGUUCCAGUUAGAGAAUCUGGGAGUUAACGCAUUAAUUAGUCUGCUAUCAGUCCUGAGCAGCACGGAGUCGGCACCUCUUCUAAACUUCGCGAAAGCGACGCUUACGGGAUAUUCGAGCAAAGGAAAUCCUGGAAACUGUUUCAAAGAGUAUCCGAGAUGUCCAAGAAACCCUGACGACCUGGUUAAUUACUUGAACAACCAUAAUGGCGGGUUCUUCCGGUUCUUCAAAAGCAUCCGUGGCAAUGCAGGAAACACUCCUCAGCAAGGACCUUACGUUACGCAAGGUGAACGAGUGGUUUAUGGACAAGCCAGGGUGGAGCAGACUCCACCUUUAGGGUUCUCCAACGGCGGAUUGGUGCGCACCGGGGAACUUAAAUUCGACCAAGUGGGUUCCCCCCCUCGUCAGUACAAUGGAAAGAUCGAACGAGGUCGAAAUGAGUCCGGGAAGAUCGUUUUUCCUGGGUCGAGUAAAAGCGGGGACCAUCCAAUCCUGAACAGAGUGUCAAAGUCCUUCGGAAGCUACCAGGAACCAGGAAUCGCCAGUCAGAAUGUGUUCAGUCCUGCACCUCCAUUCUUUCCACAGGAUGGAAAAUCUCAGGAGCCCAGGACGUACACCUUGCCGAACGCCUACCAAAGACCUCAGCAGCAAUUAGGUUCGGGUCAGGUCCCAGGCAUGAACGGCAAUGCCAAUGCCAUCAAUUUUGCAAAGCCUCAGAUUUACAUUCCCGAGGAAGCUACCAACGAGUCGAUAAAGACGUACACCUUCCCUGAUGGAUACAAAGUGAAGAUCAACGUGGCCUUCUCCAAGCUCUUUUCCGAUGGCUACAAGAAGGCCCUGAGGAGGAGCUUCAACGACGACCGUGGUCCACAUCCUGUGAAUUUCGAGGGAUUCAGGAUGGUGGACCUGGCAUCUUUGCUUUCUCUGGACAAGGCUCGACCGGAUGAACAGGCUGUGCAUCCUUGCGACAUGAUCUGUCAUGACAUACAUGGAACGCCUGUGCAGUUUAACCAGAUUCUGAGCCAUUCCGGGGACCUGGUCACUCUUAUGGCGCCUGAUCGGCCAAUUCUGGAUCUGUCAAAUCCUCUGCCUUGCGAGAUAAUUUGCAUCGACAAAACAGGGGAGAGACGACACUUGUCCACAACUCUAAGCAAGGUCUUGAGAUCCAGCAACGGGCGGCAACAAUCUACCGAGCAUCCUUCCAGCAACGAUCCGAGCAAUCAACAACCUGUUCAAGGUACAUGGAGUGCUCAGAAAUCAUCGGGUAAUAGAAUUCUCCGUGACCGAUCAUCGGAGCCUCGGAAAUCCCCCAAAGCUAAGCAGCAGUACAAUACAAGAAUCGUAAGAAAUUUCGAUCAGAUCAAUCCGGGAAAUAAUCCGAACCUGAAGGAACCGCAAAAUAUGGAGAUGCAACGACGCACGCCUUACGAAGUGGAGGAGGAACCAUUUUACGUAAACUAUGCUGCAGGCGACCCGAACAUGAUGCCAAACUUUAAUGACCAGCCGUUCAUGCCAGAGUACCAGAAUCCAGGCUCUCCUUUGACUAGAGACUUUAUUCCAGUCCAAAACGACUAUCAUGACGAAAAUUCAGUCUUCCCUCCUGGAAGCAUAAACCAGCAUAAUCUAGGAUCCUUCUUCGGUGGGAUGCCUCCAAUGGGCAUGGCACUUCCGGCGCCUAUAUUGGCAAUUCCCGUGGCCCCGAUUUCCGGAAUCAUGGGAAUCAUGCCGAUGAUGGCUCCGCCGUAUCCCUUUAUGGGGUAUCCGGGGAUGCCGUGUAAUCAUCCCUCGUGCUACGAGGAGCAACAACCGAUGUUGGGGCUUUUCAUAUGUGGAGGGGUCCUUUACUUUAUACCGCCAGGUUUCAUCGGGUACAUGCCGAUAUGUGCGGUAGUCCUGCCAUGUGUCGGGUCCGGAUCGGAAGGUCCUGGAGAAGGUCCUGGAGGCGACGGAGGAGGUGGUGGAUUCGGCACUACCACCUCCCAAUUUUCCACAGAGCCAACAAUUCCGCCAGGUGGAAGUAGGAGGGAUCCAGGUGGACCUGAUUACCCCCGAGAAUCCUGCCUGGAAGGAGAGCAUUGGAAUAAGGACUUCACCGAGUGCGUCCCCAUAAAGUACGACAGGGAUGCCGAGCUGAAAUACACCCAUUUGCCCGGGGCUCCUCUGAGUACUCCUGCUAAUAAAAAAAUGGGCAGGCGGUUCCACAAACUGAAGAAGAAGAAAAAGAAGCUGCUGAUCAUCACCGACCGCGGCAACAUAACCUACGUCAAGGCGAAUUGAGAUUAAUCAACGCGAUCACGGAUCUUGGGCUCUUUACUCGAGCGAGUCUCAGAAGUGUCACGAUAUCGUUGACACGGUGACACCGAUGAUAAAGAGAAGGCCCCUUCAUCGACAUACCGUGCACACGUGUCUAGGUAAUUCUUGUAAACGUAUUCAAAAUAGAGAAAAAAAUUAACUCUCA